Molecule: messenger RNA, 2829 nt
Organism: Cololabis saira (Pacific saury)
Lineage: Eukaryota; Metazoa; Chordata; Actinopteri; Beloniformes; Belonidae
Gene: maff
Product: v-maf avian musculoaponeurotic fibrosarcoma oncogene homolog F
Exons: 3
Coding region: 152-628 (158 amino acids)
Biological process (GO): regulation of epidermal cell differentiation; regulation of transcription by RNA polymerase II
Cellular component (GO): nucleus
Molecular function (GO): RNA polymerase II cis-regulatory region sequence-specific DNA binding; DNA-binding transcription factor activity, RNA polymerase II-specific
Source: RefSeq, a predicted model, not a curated record
UGAAUGAAAGAAUCCAACCUCAGAGAGCAGCAGAGUAAUUCCGGGAAAAGGCGGACUGAACAUUGUGUCGCCGGAGUCGCGUCCACAAGCAGAGUGUCUAUAUUUGUUUCAACUGGUGUUUGGGGGGAAAGAAACUGGAGACAAUUGAAUCAUGACGACAGAAAGAAACAGCAAAGCCCUGAAGGUGAAGCAGGAAUGUGGGGAGAACAUGCCCAUCCUGUCAGACAGUGAGCUCAUGUCCCUUUCAGUGCGCGAGUUAAACCUCCACCUGCGUGGCCUCUCCCGCGAUGAGAUCCAGAAGCUGAAGCAGCGGCGUCGCACCUUGAAGAACCGAGGUUACGCCGCCAGCUGCCGGGUCAAGCGGGUCUCCCAGCGAGAGGCGCUGGAGCAGCAGAAGCAGGAGCUGCAGCGGGAGGUGGAAAGGCUCGGGGUGGAGAACGCCGGCAUGAGGAAAGAGCUGGAGGGUCUGGGCGCGCGCCUCGCCGCCCUCCAGAGAUUUGCCAGAGGUCUGGAAGCUGGAGGGGGCAGCUUGCUGGCCACAGCUCCACGACUCAACACCGCCUCCGUGAUCACCAUCGUCAAGAGUCCACCACAACCUCAGCCACAAAGAGAACACGGGCCGUCCUAGGAGGAGCUGCUGGAACCAGACUAGGAGGGGAGGGAUCAGAGGGACAGACAGUCUAUAUGCAAACACACUCACUGUACACACACAUGCACAUAUAAGUAGGAAAAUACUAAACACUUGUCUGCAUUUUCACAUUAUAUGCAGAAAGGUGUGUCAUGUUACCUAGCAACAACAACAGCUUGUCUUAAUUUCUCUAAAUAAGGAGCAGAAAAAGGUGAAAGUGUCCUCUGUCCAGUGCAGUUUAUUUUGAGACGGUGUUUCAAUUGAAAAAAAGUCAUUUUUGUGACACUUAACAUUUAAAAUCUUGUUCAGACAGAUGCUUAAGGCUUAAUGUGAACUAGGCAGUGAGCAUUUAUGUAUUCAUUCAACACACACACACAAACACACACGCACGCGCCUGCGCAAAACCAUUCACAGAGCCACGUGGGGCACAGAUGUCAACUAACAUGACCUUGACUGAAGCUAGACCGACCCAAACAGAACUGUUUUACAGCUCAACAAAUCCAGCUUGAUUGUGCCAGAGCAUCUUCCUGCUUCCGUUUACGGCUCCUAACCAACAACAGGGUCAAGCACGUGCAGCUUCCUGGACGUCCAUAAAGUCUGUUCUUCUGAUAUCUUUUUAGUCUGAAAGUACAAAUUAUGUCAGGUUCUAAACUCACGCGUGCAAACACAGUAAUGGAUGUAUUCAGAGAGUUUUUUGUUGUUGUUUUCUUUAGCCUCUUCUGUGCUCCUCAUGUCUGGUUUUGCAGUGAGUAUUCAGGGGACAAAAACGGUCCAAAUAUACUACAAACAAGAGAAAAGGACAAAGAAGCUCCGGGAAGCACACCAGACUUCUUUAAGCUAUCUACCUAUUCUGCAUGUGAGGGAAAACAUUUCAACUGUUCGUUUUCACAUUUCUCACGUCAAUGCAGUGCCUUCAGUGUAUGUGAGAGCUACGAGAACACACACAAGGGAAAAGGUAAAAACAAAAAACAGGUUGUAAUCACAUCUUCUUUUCUGUUUAAGAUCACAUAAAACUUUCUUUAUGAUUGCUGUGGAUUUUCAUGUUUUCUGCAUGACGCCACACUGCUCACGUUACAAAUCUUCCUGUGUGGGAAUUCUGCCGCAGUUGGUUUUGGCGUCUUUUUUUCUCAAACAACAAAAGUUUGUCAUUUUGCUAAAAACGCGUUAAAGCAGGAAAGUCGUACCUGGGCAGGAAUUCCACUCACGUUGAUGCAAAUCCUCUGCAUACAUUCCCGUUUUAUUAUUUGUAAUGUUUGUAUUUGCAGCUGAGAUACGAAAAUGUUGAGUGACGUUUGUAAAAGAUUAUAUAUAUCUAUAUAUAUAUCUAUAUGUAUAUAUAGAUAUAUAUAUAAUUAUUUGUAUUUAAAAGUAGAUAUAAUUAAAAGACAAGCUAAUGAGUGCUGUGACGUUCUACAUGUUUUCAAAAGUACUUACGACUAGUCUGAGGUUUUUCUCAUGUCUCAUUGUGUUGCAACGACGAUUAUGAAAUGUUAAUUAUUAGGUGUGUAGAAAAACUCAAAGCCGAUGGCCAUAUUGCUGUAUGAUUUUUUUCUUUUCGUGUGUCUGUUUGCCAACUCUGUACCAGCUUGUCAUAGUGGAUUCUUGGAGGGACUUUAUUUUUAUAUGAUGAUUUGUAUGUUGUCUGUGAAAAAGCAAGGUCACAGCAUCGUCGUCGAGGGUGGGGUGGGGGGAGUUAAAGGAACAGGUAUGAAGUGAGAUAGAAACCAGAAGGUUGAGAGGUUGAUGGAUGUUGGAGAACGAAAGAAGGCAAAGCAGGUUGAAAGAGUGUAAGGAGAUGACGCUUGAUUCACUUGAAGACCUCCGUCAGACGUUGGCCUGUUUCAGUCAAGAUGUGUUUUCUCGGCUCAAGCGGGCCUAAACUAAGGAGUUUAGGCCACUGAACAGUGCAAGCAAUAUUAUAUAUAUGACUAGGCAUUGUUACACAAUAACUGUGUUGACAAGUAACUCCUAAAGAUAUGAGGCAUAUAUUUAUCUAGACAUGAAUAUCUUUGUGGGAAAGCAUUUAUUCUCAAUAUUUUAACAUCUUACACCUGUCAAUUUGUGCUGGAUGUUUUGUAAUACCUGCAAAACAAAAAUGGUCUUUGUAUUUAUUACAUGUAUUUUUUUUCUAUUGUGAAAAUUUAAGUACAUUGUCUAUUUUAUAUAUUAAUUAUAAUAAAUGUUGUACAUAUUGUACAUAA